Molecule: messenger RNA, 3679 nt
Organism: Spodoptera litura
Lineage: Eukaryota; Metazoa; Arthropoda; Insecta; Lepidoptera; Noctuidae
Source: RefSeq, a predicted model, not a curated record
ACGGACGUCUCGACAAACUGUAGAAAAGCAUUUAAAAUAUUUACGAGAAAAAUGUCGAAAAAAUCUCGUGGACGCCGUUAAUAAAAUAAGAUCACCAUUUAUAAAAUUAAAAAAAUAAUACAAACAAUGUGAAUGAAUGUGUUUUGAAAAUCGAACGUAAAUAAUAGAGUUUCGAUAUUUGUUUUUUAAUUAAUUUAUUAGUUUUUAGUUUCGCGCGCGCGCGAAUUUUAAUUAAACGUCAAAAUGACAGUUCGAAAGUGGUUCAAAUUUGGAAAAUCGUUGAGGAGCAGUGAUGUGAAAAUGUUGUUUUUGAUUUUAGUGACACUAUCCGUAUUGGACAAUUUGCCCUUAUCCUGUAAGGGCGAAGAAUAUAACAGAGAAUCAAGAAAACUCUUCGGCGGGUACAGAAUAACCCCAACCUACUGCAAGGCAUCGCGCGCAGCAAAAUACAAUAGAGGCAACACCAUAUGCAUGUUCAACCAUGAAUGCUACCAACGAGGUGGUGAAGUGGUCGGAGCCUGCAUGGACGGUUUUCUCUUCGGAGCUUGCUGCCAACUUAAAUCAGACAGCCAGUCCCACAUACCUAAAGGUCCAGGUAUCGUGAUGACCAGUUACUUAGACUACCCAGACGCUACGGAAGGCGAUGAUUACGACGCUGAAGAACUAAGUGCUCUUCAUAACAGUUUCAAACCUGUAGUCACUCCAGGGUAUAGACCAGCUGAUAAAACUGCAGCUACUACUCUUAAACCAGAAGAUUUGAGCACAGAAGCCGAACAUGAGCUAAUUUCCGAAGGUCUUACUCAAAUUACUAAUACUUUGUUAAGUUCUCCACCUAAAGAUAGUAAUGGAAUUAUCUAUAUGAAACCUAAACCAGAUUAUUAUACCCACAGCAGUAUAGACCAUGGCGGUCCUGAUACUAUUCUGGUUCAUACAAACGGUUCUGUUGUUGAUAACGUUGUUAGGCCUUCAGAUUUCAAUAUACAGCUGUCUUCAAUGCAGACGAAACCGACUGUCACGCCUAGCACUUCGACAACAGAGCCACAAAGGACUGUGUCUACUCAUAGACCUGUUAAACCAAUCUUUAGACCGAAACCUGUGACGUCAACGGAGAAAUAUGUCCCAGUAUCAACAAUCACCACCAAAAACACACAGAGAGUUCCAGAGCUAUCGUCCAUUAAUAGCAUAAUUCAAAUGCUUAAUGACAGUACUCCAAGUAUGAAGGAAGAUGUGACGCCAUCAAUCGAUAUUAUGGAGACGAAAUCAUCUCCAUCUCCUUCAUAUUCCUACACUUACCCCAGCUUUUCAUCCACUGGACACUACGUCACUCUCAAACCAACUUCUCUAUCAACGUAUAUAACUAAAAAACCAACAACGCCAAGCAAGAAGCCAUCGUAUGACUACGUACAUACGACUCCUAAUAGCUUGCCGCAGGAUGAUAAGCCGACGUCUUACUAUUCCUCGCCUAGUCCUAGUCAUUCCACUAGUCAAGCUAUUGAAGCUUUUAACAGAUAUCCUACGGAUCCUACUGAUUUUGGAGACCUGUCUACGUUCAGCUAUGUCAGUUCCACCACUACCCAAAGACCGACAACCACCAAAAAGCCACCAUCAACGAGCUAUGUCACUGGUGCCAGCCCCAUCAGAAGACCAGCGUUACCAUCAAAUGUAGUGACUUAUGACGCAGUAGACACCUUCUCAAGCGUCACACCGACUGUCAUAGUCCUCAAUGACAUACACACCACGAAAACGCCAUUAGACGCAGACGAACCACAAUUCGUUGAAAUAUCUCAGGAGCCAUUCAAAAAGCCUGUAAGCCAUAUCACCGUAAACAAUCAUAUCGCAGCUACUAACAAUAUUUAUAUGGGUAAACCACCGACUACAUCAUCUCCUACCGUUGUUAUAACUCCAAAACCUGGUUUAACGACUCCUUAUCCAAUAAAGGGAUCAAUAGGGACUAGACCACUUCCAAUUUUGACCAGCCCAGUCAUGGAAUUCACUGAGGCACCAACGACGAACAAACCAGAGAUGCAAACAUCGCCAGAUGAUUUAAUAAACUUCCCACCAGUCAGAAAUCCAAUGCUGAACGCUACUGGCUCAAACCCAGCACUAUACAACACAAGUAUUUCGCUAUCAGACAAUGAAUUGGACAUUCUACACGACGUAGAAUUCACGACACCAACGUGGCAGAUGGACGAUAAACUGAACGAGAAAAUGAAUGUUUUCGUCAACAAAAUCGUUGGUAAUCUACAAGGAACAUUCCAAGAAUUGCAUGAUAUAGUAAUUCUUGGAAGAAAACCGAACGACACGGCUACAAAAACGACGACGGUGAAGCCUAAACGGACUCCACCGACGACAAAGAGGCCAUUUUUGACGACAACAAAGAGGCCAGUAAGGUUGACGACAGCGAAGGUGACGACACGACGGCCAACGGUGAAGACGACUAAGAAGCCGGUACGGCUGACGACGCAGUAUCGACGGCCUACCACAACGCAGCCGCCGACCACUACCGCCCCGCCUACGAAGAAACCGGUAACUACCACGAAAAAGCCGAAACCAACGAAGAAAGUGACGACAACCACUCAAGCCGCCACGACCACCACCGAGCUGGCUGACGAGGUGACGACCGAGAAUUAUGUCGAACGACCUAUCGAUUACAACGACAAGAAUUUAUGCGGCGUACGUCCCCUGGCCAAAACCGGCCGUAUAGUUGGCGGCAAAAGUGCCAACUUCGGUGAGUGGCCCUGGCAGGUGCUGGUGAGGGAAUCCACGUGGCUCGGUCUCUUCACCAAGAACAAGUGUGGAGGAGUCCUUAUCACCAACAGAUUCGUCACCACCGCUGCCCAUUGUCAACCUGGAUUCCUAGCCUCCCUUGUAGCGGUAUUUGGAGAGAACGAUAUAUCAGGAGAUUUUGAGCCUAAGAAGCCAGUAUCAAGGAACGUGAGGAAAGUCAUCGUCCACCGAUCUUAUGAUGCUGCUACCUUCGAAAAUGAUCUUGCUUUAUUGGAGUUGGAGUCGCCUAUCAAGUUUGACGCUCAUAUCGGUAAGGUGGCGUCCCGCCGUUCGUCAUCAUCGUCUUACAUUUAUUAUCAUCCUUCUAAUAAUUUCCAGGUACCAGUAAUAGAGAACAGUGCAUGCCAGGACAUGUUCCAGACAGCUGGUCACUCAAAGAAGAUAUUGAACUCCUUUAUCUGCGCAGGAUACGCUAACGGACAGAAGGACUCAUGUGAAGGUGACAGCGGUGGUCCCUUAGUUCUUCAGCGAGAUGAUGGAAAAUGGCAACUGGUUGGAACAGUCUCCCAUGGAAUCAAAUGUGCAGCGCCAUUCCUACCCGGUGUUUACAUGAGGACCACAUACUAUAAACCAUGGUUAAAGAGUAUUACAGGAGUCCAUUGAAUACCGAACUUAGUUUGAAUAAAUUAAUUUGAAUAAACGGAAUUGAAUAAUGAAUGGUGAAUUUUUCAGAAUGAAUAAUUUAUUUGAUGAUGAAUAAAUGUUUUGAGUGUAUGCGAGUGAAUUUAUUAGUUGAAUUGGUUUACGAAAUGGAUGAUUUUUAAAUAGAUAAAUUUGAGUGUUUGUGAAUGAAUGUUUUGUUAUUUAUUGUACUUGAAAGUGUGUUUACUUUUCAUUUUCUUUUUGUUUUAUUCAUGAAAAGAAAUUUAUGAAUUAAUUCACGCCUUCUUAA